CCAGUUGUAUGUUUAAUGAGCUUAUUCGCAAAAUUAAUCACUCAUCUUCAUCCGUUAUCUGAACAAUUGGAAUAUUUACUAAUAGAACGUGUUUUAAAUUGGUUAUGUCAAAAACAAUCGAAACCUUUUAACAUUAUAACAAAUACAAAUAAAUUCAAUGAACAAUUUCAAUGUUAUCAUCAUACAAGAUUUGAUGAUUUAAUGCAAAUGGCAUUUAGAAUUAUGCAUUUUUUAAUUAGAUUUGUAAAAUCAGAUUGUACAUUAAUUGAAAGUGUUGAUACAUUGUCAAAAUUUUUAUCUAUCAGUCAAUAG
Molecule: messenger RNA, 312 nt
Organism: Schistosoma turkestanicum
Lineage: Eukaryota; Metazoa; Platyhelminthes; Trematoda; Strigeidida; Schistosomatidae
Source: the annotation of a GenBank genome assembly